This is a messenger RNA of Fusarium proliferatum ET1, 1011 nucleotides long. RefSeq lists its product as uncharacterized. NCBI's taxonomy places the organism in Eukaryota, Fungi, Ascomycota, Sordariomycetes, Hypocreales, Nectriaceae. Gene Ontology annotation, cellular component: membrane. The record is from RefSeq and is a predicted model, not a curated record. Gene Ontology annotation, molecular function: transferase activity, transferring alkyl or aryl (other than methyl) groups. Bases 1 to 1011 code for a protein of 336 amino acids. The transcript has a single exon.
AUGUUCUCUUCUCAACAAGAAACUCUUACUAUUCCGCCACAAAUCAAAUGGAGCACCCUACGACAAGGGCAAUAUGUGAAAGACAGAAUCAUCCAACGCCAAGAGAUUAGCCUCCAUCUGUGGCCGCUACUUCAGCUGGUUGUAUAUCAUGCCUAUUCUAUCUGGCUAUUUACAUUCAACGAUCUCAAGACCAUUAUCGGUCCUAGUAUUCUAUUUGCCCUGGGUACCUCUCCAGCGCUAUCGAAAUUUGGCAUGCAAGACGCUGCUCUGGCCGACCUUAUCCCCCGAGCGCCUUUGGCUCUCUUGUGGCUGUGGAUCAACUUGUUGCCCUUUACUAUCGAUAAUCAGAGACACCCGGGCUCGAUUGCUGAAGAUCAAAUCAACAAGCCAUGGAGAACUAUGCCUUCCAAGCGAAUGACGCCUCAUCAAGCUCGGAACCUUGUGGUCGUUCUUUAUGCUCUGGCCAUCAUCACCAGCUAUUACAUUGGUGGACUUGAACCGUGCUUGUCCUUAGUAGUGCUGGGAGUCUGGUAUAAUGAUUUCCAGGGGGCUGAGGGUCUUUUAUCUCGCCAUCUUCUCAAUUCCUUUGGAUAUAGAUGCUUCAACACUGGCGCUCUUCAAGUCGUACUUGGUAGCCGUGGUAUCCAUUCACCCAGUACGUCGCUACUAGCCUGGGAGGCCAUUGUUUCUGGCAUUGUCUUCACCACCAUUCACGCAAUGGACAUGCAUGAUCAGGAGGGUGACGCCUCACGCAACCGCAAGACCGUACCGCUGGUUGUUGGUGACAAUUUGGGACGCUUCUCGAUUGCUUUCUUUAUGACCAUCUGGUCGAUUGUCUGCCCAGCUUACGUUGGCGCGCCACCUAUUAGCUCUGCGAUAAUAUGGGGACUAGGUGGACUUGUUUCUGCACGAUAUCUUGUUUUUCGAACAGUUGCUCAAGAUAAAAAAACCUCUAAGCUGUGGAACUUGUUUAUGGUUGGGAUCUACUUAUUGCCAUUGUGCGGUGGCUAA